Messenger RNA from Naegleria fowleri, 552 nucleotides. RefSeq lists its product as uncharacterized. The record is from RefSeq and is a predicted model, not a curated record. The transcript has a single exon. NCBI's taxonomy places the organism in Eukaryota, Heterolobosea, Eutetramitea, Acrasida, Naegleriidae. Bases 1 to 552 code for a protein of 183 amino acids.
AUGUCAAAUCAAAGUGGCAAUGUGUUGUAUCUCGUUUUUGGUGCUCUUGCCAGCUUAUUUUCCACGUUUAAAGUGAUUCAAACACGCCGAAAGUUACAACAAUCUCGACAAACUCCCGUUUCACUAACGGAAGCUAUUGUACACACGGCAUUUGACACAAUUGAUGUCUUCUCAAAGGAAUACCAAAAGAUUUCAAAUGUUGUUGAACAGAGAAUGCUUCAAUUACAAGCACCAUCAUUGAAUGGAAAUAGAGUGUUUGCAAUUCAAGACGAAAAUCACUCUUCUCUAAGAAAAGCUUUACCACCACCAUCAUCAUCAGCAAGAGCUUUACAAUCAUCACCCAAUGUUUCAAUUGUUAAAUCAUCAUCAUCAUUGAAUGAUAAUAAUAAUUAUGGACAGUUAUUGCAACAAAAAAGUCAGCCUUCUCCAACGAAUACGAAACAAUCGUUUCCGAACUAUGAAUUUUCUCCUUCUACACAUUUUGUAUCAACACUUUCAACACAUGAUCCCAUGUUAGCCUCUAUACCUGAUCAUCACCAAAUUAGAAAAUAA